Sorex fumeus (smoky shrew) is the source of this 1475-nucleotide messenger RNA. It is a transcript of the gene UXS1, whose product is annotated as UDP-glucuronate decarboxylase 1. NCBI's taxonomy places the organism in Eukaryota, Metazoa, Chordata, Mammalia, Eulipotyphla, Soricidae. Gene Ontology annotation, molecular function: NAD+ binding; UDP-glucuronate decarboxylase activity. Gene Ontology annotation, biological process: D-xylose metabolic process. The record is from RefSeq and is a predicted model, not a curated record. The transcript is spliced from 15 exons. Gene Ontology annotation, cellular component: cytoplasm. Bases 108 to 1385 code for a protein of 425 amino acids.
UCGGGGGCGGGGGCGGGGCUCCCGCGCACGGCUGCAGCGGCCUCCGCGCAUUGUGCAGCAGGCGGGCCGCUGCGCUGCCAGGCCCUGGACCCGCGUGGCGCCUGGGGAUGGUCAGCAAGGCGCUACUGCGCCUCGUCUCCGCGGUCAAUCGCAGAAGGAUGAAGCUGCUGCUGGGCAUCGUGCUGCUCGCCUACGUCGCCUCUGUUUGGGGCAACUUCGUGAACAUGAGCUUUCUGCUCAACAGGUCUCUCCAAGAAAAUGGUGAAAUAAAGCUUGAAAGCAAGAUUGAAGAGAUAGUUGAACCUCUAAGAGAGAAAAUCAGAGAUUUGGAAAAAAGUUUCACCCAGAAAUACCCGCCUGUCAAAUUUUUAUCAGAAAAGGAUCGGAAAAGAAUUUUGAUAACCGGUGGAGCAGGAUUUGUGGGUUCCCAUCUCACGGACAAACUCAUGAUGGAUGGCCACGAGGUGACUGUGGUGGACAACUUCUUCACAGGCAGGAAGAGAAAUGUGGAGCACUGGAUUGGCCAUGAAAACUUUGAAUUAAUUAACCACGAUGUGGUAGAGCCCCUCUAUAUUGAAGUUGACCAGAUCUACCAUCUGGCCUCUCCCGCCUCUCCUCCGAACUAUAUGUACAACCCUAUCAAGACGCUGAAGACCAAUACAAUUGGGACAUUAAACAUGCUGGGACUAGCCAAACGUGUUGGAGCCCGUCUUCUCCUGGCUUCUACUUCGGAAGUGUAUGGAGAUCCUGAAGUCCACCCACAAAGUGAGGAUUACUGGGGCCACGUAAAUCCCAUCGGACCCCGUGCCUGCUAUGACGAAGGCAAACGUGUUGCAGAGACCAUGUGCUAUGCUUACAUGAAGCAGGAAGGCGUGGAGGUGAGAGUGGCACGGAUCUUCAACACCUUUGGGCCUCGCAUGCACAUGAACGACGGACGCGUCGUCAGCAACUUCAUUCUGCAGGCGCUACAGGGGGAGCCACUCACGGUAUAUGGAUCCGGGUCCCAGACAAGGGCGUUCCAGUACGUCAGUGACCUCGUCAAUGGCCUGGUGAUGCUCAUGAACAGCAACGUCAGCAGCCCUGUCAACCUGGGGAACCCGGAAGAGCACACGAUCCUAGAGUUUGCUCAGUUAAUCAAAGGCCUCGUUGGGAGUGGAAGUGAGAUCCAGUUUCUCUCAGAAGCCCAGGAUGACCCCCAGAAGAGGAAGCCGGACAUUAAAAAGGCGAAGCUGAUGCUGGGCUGGGAGCCUGUGGUCCCCCUGGAAGAAGGUUUAAACAAAGCCAUUCACUACUUCCGUAAGGAACUCGAGUACCAGGCAAAUAAUCAGUACAUCCCCAAACCAAAGCCCGCAAGAAUAAAGAAAGGACGGACACGCCAUAGCUGAGAAGCUCACUCCCAGGAUAGGAGAUGCCCUGGUUCACACUUGAUGAGAUAUAUUUUUUAUUCUUUUCAGGUUUUUUGUGUUUGUUUGUUU